AUGAGGGCCAAUCUCGUUCUCUCUGCUCUUUUCUCCUCUCUUCUACCCGCACUCAUCCACGCUCAAGCUUCCGGAAGUGGUACAACAACCCGUUAUUGGGAUUGCUGUAAAGCAUCCUGCGGUUGGUCCAAGAAAGCUACUCUAGCCACUGGUUCCAACCCGGUCAGUUCCUGCGACAUCUCGAACAACCCACUCACCGAUUACGAUGCUGCCUCUUACUGUGCUUCUUCCUCUGGUACUGCAUUCAUGUGUGGCUCACAAACACCUUGGGCAGUCUCAAAUACACUGAGUUAUGGCUUUGCAGCUACGACGAUCUCAGGUGGAACGGAGGCGAGUUGGUGCUGUGCUUGUUAUCAAUUGACAUUUACUAGCGGACCAGUGGCUGGUAAACAGAUGAUUGUCCAGGCUACCAACACAGGUGGAGAUUUAGGAAGUAACCAAUUCGAUCUUGCUAUUCCCGGUGGUGGGUUCGGUAUCUUCGACGCCUGCACACAUCAAUACCCAUCAACACCCGCAUCAGCGUGGGGUGCCCAAUACGGCGGUCUCUCCAACCGCACCCAAUGCGCCUCACUCCCCGCCGCCCUCCAAGCUGGCUGCUACUGGCGCUUCGAUUGGUUCCUCAACGCCGACAAUCCUGCCAUCACCUUCCAACAAGUCGCAUGUCCCGCUGCGCUCACCGCUAAAAGCGGUUGCGUACGUGCCAACGACGCCAUCAACGAGACCCCCACAGGUCCAAGUGCAGUCCCUACCUGGGCGAGUUCAACCGGCGCGGCUGGCUCUACAUCUUCAACAACUGCGAGCACAAGUAAGAGCACGAGUGUGGGCGCAACGGCCAGUACGAGUUCGACCACCACCAGUGCUGCAAGUGGCGGAACGGGAACGCCCGUCGCGCGUUAUGGACAGUGUGGUGGAACUGGAUGGUCGGGUUCUACAGUUUGCGCCUCGCCUUACACGUGCACGGUUUUGCAUGCUUAUUACUCGCAAUGUGUGUGAGGAUUUCCAGGCUUGGAAGAAAAGGGAAAAGGUGGAUAGUUAUUCGACAAGCGAAUGGAGGGAUGGAUGGCUGGCUGGACAGGAUGUCAACAUUGUACAUAUCGCGAUGGUUCUCUGUACAUAUGGAAGUGGCUUUUCAAUCAUAGUACGAUUUUUGAUGCUGUGACUUCUGGAAUGAAGAAUCGGAUUUUGGUUUCGGCGGGUAUGAACUGAUGCUUUGAAAUGUUGUGAUGGGAAACUUUGUGGUGAAGCUCAUGUGAUC
This is a messenger RNA of Botrytis byssoidea, 1255 nucleotides long. RefSeq lists its product as uncharacterized. The record is from RefSeq and is a predicted model, not a curated record. Gene Ontology annotation, molecular function: cellulase activity; cellulose binding. The coding region runs from base 1 to 993 and encodes 330 amino acids. NCBI's taxonomy places the organism in Eukaryota, Fungi, Ascomycota, Leotiomycetes, Helotiales, Sclerotiniaceae. Gene Ontology annotation, biological process: carbohydrate metabolic process. The transcript has 3 exons. Gene Ontology annotation, cellular component: extracellular region.